AGCAUAUGAUGUGCUCAUAACGGUGCCAACUAGUCGUUCCCAAGCAGGCGAAGGUCAGUCCCAAUGUCCUUGAAGCUCAUGCCUCGCGUGGCCUUUGGCUGUUGGGAGUUGCCUGCCGGGCAAGUUGAGGACGUGGUGUACGAGGCCAUCAAGGCGGGCUAUCGGCACAUCGACAGCGCCGAGAUCUAUGGCAACGAGGUGGAAGUUGGCAAAGCUUUCGCCAGAGCCUUUGCCGAGAAGCUGGUGACUCGCGCUGACCUCUUCAUCUGCUCGAAGCUUUGGGCGACCGACUGGAGCCAAGUCAGGGCGGCGUGCGAGAAGUCCAUCGCGGCCCUGCAAUGCGAGUACCUGGACCUGUACCUCAUCCACACCCCCAUCGGUUUUGAUACCUCCGCCCCGAAGGACGCCAAUGGCAAGACAGCUCGGGCAAAGAUCCCGGUGUAUCGUGUCUGGGCGGACAUGGAGAGCCUCGUGGAUGCCAAGCUCUGCCGCCACAUCGGUGUCUCGAACUUCUCCUGCCUCCAGAUUGCCGAUAUCCAGACCUACGCCAAACAUCCCAUCGCCUGCAACCAGCUGGAAAUCCACCCCUCCUACCCGAACCGUGCGCUGGCUGACUGGUGCCUGUCGCAGGGAGUGGCGGUGGUGUGCUACUGCCCCUUGGGCGCGGGCAAGACCCGCGACAUCGAGCUGCCGGCGCUGAAGGCCGCCGGCGCCGGCGCUGAAAAAGGCGCCGGCGCCGCGGCCUCGCCGGCCCUCGCCGCGCUGCGCUGGGCGCUGGACAAGAACUACCACGUCAUCACGAAGAGCACCAACCCGGAGAGGAUGAAGGCGAACCUCCUCGCCGACUGCGACUCAUGGUCCUUGUCCCCGGAGCAUACCGCUGCGAUUGAUGCGGUGGCCGGGACUUCCAUGGACAUGGCCUUUAAGAUCUGCAAUCAUGCCGAAGAGUUUGGCCUUCCUCUGUACCACUGAUCGCUGGUGCAUUGUGAUUGAACUUCGACGAUUGCUGCAGCCGGGCCGGGCCAUCUUGAAUUCUACAAGAGAAUGCAUAGAAGGUCUCUUUCGCCAAACCAUCGAUUGCGGAACAU
Messenger RNA from Effrenium voratum, 1088 nucleotides. The record is from the annotation of a GenBank genome assembly. Lineage: Eukaryota; Dinophyceae; Suessiales; Symbiodiniaceae.